Molecule: messenger RNA, 2394 nt
Organism: Patiria miniata (bat star)
Lineage: Eukaryota; Metazoa; Echinodermata; Asteroidea; Valvatida; Asterinidae
Gene: eif2s2
Product: eukaryotic translation initiation factor 2 subunit 2-like
Exons: 8
Coding region: 217-1212 (331 amino acids)
Biological process (GO): formation of translation preinitiation complex; formation of cytoplasmic translation initiation complex; translational initiation
Cellular component (GO): eukaryotic translation initiation factor 2 complex
Molecular function (GO): translation initiation factor binding; mRNA binding; translation initiation factor activity
Source: RefSeq, a predicted model, not a curated record
AUGUUUACCAACGGGCCAUAUGUCAGUGCAUGCGCAUGCAGUUCACCGCACGUUUCUCACGUAAAUUUACUGCGCAUAAAUCUGAGGCAGGCGACAAUCCGGCGACGAACCAGAGAGACAGCAGAAAUAUUCUACAAAACACAUAAGGCUUAAUACAUGUAGUAACGAUCAACAAGAUAUUGUUAUAUCUGAGUCUGACAGACUACAUCCGUCGAAAUGGCCGAAGACGAAGCGAUUUUUGACCCGACGAUGAAGAAGAAAAAGAAGAAGAAGAAGAUGCCUUUUGAUCUGGAGGCAGCAUUAGAGGGCGGUGGGGACACACAGGAGAGCACAGAGGCACCUGAAAAGGAUGACACACCCAAGAACACAGACACAAACGAGACGGAGAAGAAAUCGGAAGAUAUGGACUUUGACUUGGACUUAAGCAUCAAAAAGAAGAAGAAAAAGAAGAAGACAUUCGAUAUGGAUGGGAUGGACGAUGCACUGGCUGAGAUAGAAAAUGCCGCCGAUGGUGAAACGCAAGAAGCAGCCAAGGAAUCUACACCAGCAGAGAUCAACGACUUUGAUGCAGAUUUAGACUUUGCCCUCACCAAGAAAAAGAAGAAAAAGAAAAAGCCUAAGCUGGAAGACUUGGAAGCAGAGGCGCUGGAAGGCAACAAUAAAGAAAAUGAGGAGAACUCUGAGAUGAAGGAUAAAAGCGGCACGACGUGGGCAGGGACAGAAAGAGACUACAUGUAUGAUGAGCUCCUUACGAGAGUCUUUGACAUCAUGAGGGCAAAGAACCCAGACAUGUGCACCGGUGAGAAGAAACGAUUCGUCAUGAAGCCACCUCAAGUUGUCAGGGUUGGGACGAAGAAAACCUCCUUUGUUAAUUUCACAGACGUCUGCAAAACGCUGCAUCGACCCACAGAGCACUUACUGUCCUUCCUCCUUGCUGAGAUGGGAACCAGCGGCUCCAUCGAUGGCAACAACCAGUUGAUUAUCAAGGGCCGUUUCACACAGAAGCAAGUGGAGAACGUCCUGCGAAGAUACAUCAAGGAAUAUGUCACCUGCCACACCUGCAGAUCCUCAGACACCUUCCUUCACAAAGAGAACCGUCUUUUCUUUCUCCAGUGCGAGACAUGUCAGUCUCGCUGUUCGGUUACCAGCAUCAAAUCUGGAUACCAGGCAGUCACAGCCAAACGAGCGCAGAUCAGAGCCAAAGCGAAUUAAUGGGGGAAGGGUGUGUAUGUAGGGGACAUGAGGUACGGAUAGGGAAUGUGUGGUCAAAACAUGAAGAGUGACUAAGGGUGGGGAAAACAAUUGCAAAAGUGAUUUUGGUUUGUUUUUUAUUUCGGACCUCAGAAUUAGGAAUUUCCCUUAAUGUGCUAUUUCUACCUUAAAUCGUACCCUUCAAAAUUGAUUUUAUUGAUUACCUAUUGGUUGUAUGUGUAACUUCUUUAAGUGAAUGUAUGUGUUUGGUUCUGCUUUUGCUCUCUGUUUUUCCUUGUAUUUUGCAUCAUUAACGACAGUGUAACAUCUGAAAUUUGAAUUUCCUUUCCAUGGUCUCGCGAACAGUAGAAAUUCUUCUUGCAGUUUCGAAUGUUCUCUUCUAAAAAAGAUCUCUGAGCUUAUUUAUCAGAAGAUUGUUUCUCUAACAAUUUGCUUUGUUCCAUUUGACAAGAAGCAUUGCGUACAAGUAUGGAUUGUAUACAUGUACUACACACACAUUACCAGAAGCCAGAUUUUGCAGAAAACUGCAAAUUGUGCAUUAUACAUAGGUGCAUAAUAUUGAUGUUUUAUGCAAAGUAUAGUAAGCCUUUUCAUGAUUAUUUCUUUUGUUUUCAUUUCUGCAAGACGGCACAAUAUUAGUAAGGCUGGUUGUCACUGUACACAAAUAUGACAAAAAGUGUUAUUGACGAUGAUUGCGAUGAUAGAGUUCACUGCUCUAUUAAUUAAAUUACCUUCGCUGUAAUUUUUGUACGACAAACGAACCAGCCGUUGUCGAGUGAAUUAGUAGAUAGCCUUGUGAAGAAAAUAAACCAAUGAAAUUAAUGAGGAAAAAAAUCACAAUGUAUUGAAGAAGGAGUGUGAUUAAUUUUGUUGUGAAAAUGUUUUGUGUAUUUGUCUCGCCAUUAAUCUUAACAAAAGCAUUGGAAAUUCAAGACUUUUUGUGAGCUAUACUUUUUUAAUAUCCAAGCUGUACGUAUAAUUCAUUCAUUACAAUAUUACUUCCAAAAAAUACUUUACAUUCAAAUCCAUUAUAUACCCUUUGGUUAUUAACAAUUAAAAAGAUAUAGAAGUCCGUUCCUAACAAGAGCGUAUGGCACUGUAGUCUGUUGUCAGUUUGGUUGCAAUUUUAACUGGUUAGAAAUUUUUCCAUUUUUUUCCUGUUAUGUUGAAAUGAAAAAAAAA